Molecule: messenger RNA, 2824 nt
Organism: Lethenteron reissneri (Far Eastern brook lamprey)
Lineage: Eukaryota; Metazoa; Chordata; Hyperoartia; Petromyzontiformes; Petromyzontidae
Gene: CCDC175
Product: coiled-coil domain containing 175
Source: RefSeq, a predicted model, not a curated record
CCGUAAAGCUUUGGCUGAGAAAAUAAAAAAACCCGUACAACCCUCGGAGAUUUAGCUGGAGAAAUGUAAUAGAGUAACAUCGUCAUUAAGGGCUGAAAAUGGCUUCGGGCGUGGAUUUACCAACUUUGAAAAGUGUCCUUAAGCACUUGCGCGACCUCGCACAUCAUUUCAAGAAGGAUGAGCAUGGAUUUCAGGAAGAGGAAAUUAGUCACUUUGAAGAAAUUGCCAUAGCCAUGGAAGAACUUGAUGCAAAAAGAAGACAUGCUCAUGAUCGAUUGGAAGUGGAAACCAUAAAAGCGAGCCUGCUCAGGCAAAAGCUCCACACCAUUCCAAAUGAAAUCAGCCGGGAAAGAGCCGCUGCAGUCUCGGCAGCGCGAGACACGAAUUCAGCAGAGCUCAAAAACCUGCGGCAUGGACUGAGCGCAACCUUGGAAGAAAUUCAGGAGCUGCAAAAGAAACAUAAUUUUUUGGAAAAUGACAAUUCUGCACUGAUGCCUGAAUUGGAAAAAUGGCAAUCACAAAAAGAUGAAAUCAUAUACCGACUCAAUGAACAAAUGUCAGAACGAGCCAACAUGCAGAUCACACUCAAUGACACACACAAGCAAAUUCAAGAGUCAAGAGAGACCAUCAGUCGACUGGAGGUGGCACGGGAAGACUUGCUGAAAGCCAUGGCUCAAGAAAGAGCCCAGUUUGCACUGAAUAAGGAGGGAAUUCUUAAAGAGAUGGAGAAUGAGAAGAGUCUCGUGGGAGCACAGAGGGAGAUGAAUGCAGAGAAAAGAAAGGAUGUGGAGCAAGUGACUAAGGAGCUGAGUGACCAACAAUGCAGACUCGAUAACCAGUAUCAGCUGCUGAGUCGCGUGCAGGGUUCGCUGGCGCUGCUGGAGGCGGCUCGCGUGCGGGAAACGGCACGGCAGGAGCAGGGGGUCCAGCAGCAGCAGGAGCUGCGCAAACGCAGCAAACGCUUAACCGAGGGCUUGACACACGCAUCUCAAACACUCGGCAAAAGAAUUAGCGUCCUCCGUGAAACGCAAUCCAAGACGAAUAAGGCGUUGGCGGACGCUGAAGAGAUGAAGAAAAGUCUGCAAGCUCGGCGCUCCGACACAGAGGCAAGGCUCGUCCAGGCACGGGAGCUGGAAGCCAAAGAGCUCGCAAAUAAAGAGGACGCAAUUAAACAGUUUCAGGCGUCAAGAUCUUUUAUAGAUGAGAAGACAGAAAUGAUAGCACGACUCCAGCGGGAGACGGUGGAUCUGGAGGAAUCCAUGCGAGAGACGCAAGAGAAGAGCAAGGCAGUAAUGAAUUCCUACAACCAGCAGCUUGAAGAGCACAAGGAAUGGCUGGCAAAGGCACGGCACGAAAGGAUGGCGGUAAUCUCCGAGAAGGAAAGUAUCCAGAUGGAGAUCAGGGAAAUGCGAGCAGAAGCAAACAAGUUCAUUCUGCAGCUGGACGGCCAGCUUGAGAAGGAUGCGCAGAAGCAGAGAGAACUCACAGAUGAGUCCAGGCAGCUGCAAACGGAGAUAGCGGAGAAAAUCCAGAUGAUCCCCGGUCUGCAGCAGCACCUGACAGAAGAAAAGGAGCAGUGUCGUCAUCUGGAAUGCGAGCUGACGGCCUGCGUCAAACGCAUCGAGGAGGAGUUGGUGCGAGUGACAGAAGUUUGUGAGCAGAAGGAGCAAGAGAUGCAGCAGACAGCCCCUGUUCUGCAACAGCUGCAAGCCGAGCUGCAGGGGGCACAGAAGCUGUACAACGAGAGGAAGCACGAGAUCGCAGCCAUUAAGAGUAAAAGGAGACAGAUGGAAGAAAUGUCACGUCAGAUGCAACAGGAAAUCGAAAACUUCAGCACAUCAAAGGGACAGUUGCAAUCAGAGUUGCGAGAGGCCAGAAAUGAGUUUCUGCAGCAACUCAAAGACCAAGGAGAUGAGCUGCAGGCGCUGGAGACAAACAUUUAUGAGACAUGUGGGAAACGGGAACAAGUUACGAUGGAAAACUGCCGAUUUAAGCUGUGUAAUGUCAAGUUUGCAGAAGACAUUACCCAACUUGAAACCGAUGCUGAAAAUCACAAGCAAGCCAUGAAAGACCUUGAGAAAAAUCGUUACACUUUGGAAGCAAACCUCCAAGAAGGCUGGGUGAAAUGUGCCAAGUCUCAGAAGGAAUACGACGAGGGAGAUGAGUGCAUUGUGGAGAGUCUGCUGGAGCUCAUGAAGAGAACCCAGCGACGACAGAUGCACAUUGGGAAAGUGACCUUGGGACUCGAAGAUCAAAUGAGUCUCUUUGGUAAAAUUCUGGACCGAACGACAAAAUCCUGCCCGCUGGGAUAGUUUUACUCAUGUGCACUUAUCGCCUGUGCCCUCAGAAGCAACUGUAAAUUUCUUAGAAAAACAAAUUCACUUUUUUUGAGUAAUUGCACGACUAAGAUUGUUUGCAUGCAUCCAUGCAGUUUCUCGUUUAAAAUGCCUUAUUUUUCAAUUUGCACUAGGAAUACCUUACAAACUCUGCUUGAUGGAAGUGAGGAUUCAAGAUAGAUACCCUUUUUCAAAUUUGUAUGCAGAUGCCAAGAUGUCCAAAGAAUAUUUAUGGCAGCUUCACAUUUGAAAAUUCUUCAAAACAUAAAAAUCAUCUUAAAUGAAUACUCAGAUGUUUGCUUUCUAAUAAUGUCAGUCUCCUUAUGCUUUAAUGGAUAUCAAUUGUUUUUACAUGUGUGAUGUUGUAAUCUGUAUGUUCAUAUAAACACUUCCUCUUUUAAGUAAAAUAGUAGAAAUUUGAACAGCUGUAACACGUUAAUUACUUUAACUGAUCACCUUGCUUUCACAUAUCCCCCCUGCACGAGUUG